UCCCUCCAUCCGGCUCCUGGCUGAGUGAGCGGCCCGGCCCACAGAGAACAGCACCGUGCCCGGGGGGGCGGUCGAGAGCAGACGGGCAGGUCGCGUGGGUGUAUGUAUGUAGCCUGUGAGCGCGCGUGUGCGUCAGUGUGUGCCUGCCGGUUUAAGUAUGGAAGAGUUAGCCCGAGAGAGCAUCAGCCUGCUGGCUUCAGCCUCAGCCAAGCCACCGCUGAACGUGGUUGCCGGUCCUCGGCUUGGCUCCAUGGGGGCCAUUUUCAUCAUGCUGAAAUCCGCCCUGGGCGCCGGGCUCCUCAACUUCCCCUGGGCCUUCGAAAGAGCCGGGGGCAUCCGCAGCGCAGUCACCGUGGAGCUGGUCUCUCUCGUGUUCCUGAUCAGUGGUCUGAUCAUCCUGGGCUACUCCUCGUCCAUCAGUGGCCAGUGCACUUACCAGACGGUGGUGAAGGAGGUGUGUGGGCCGGCCAUAGGUCAGCUGUGUGAGAUCUGCUUCGUCUUCAACCUCUUCGUGAUCUCUGUGGCCUUUCUGGUUAUAGUGGAUGACCAGCUGGAGAAGUUGUGUGGCUCCCUGUAUGAGCUGGUGACUGGUUUGCCAGAGUCCGAGAUGCCGUACCACUUCUACACGGACCAGCGCUUCGCCCUGGUGCUACUCUGCGUCCUCCUCAUCCUGCCACUGUCCAUCCCCAAAGAGAUCAGCAUUCAGAAAUACAUCAGUGUUCUAGGCACUCUGGCUGCGACCUACCUGACCAUUGCCAUCAUCAUCAAAUACCACACCACGCCUUCUGUUCUGGGUCACAUCACCCCUCUCUACAGCAGUGGGAUCAGCUCCUGGGCCUCCAUGUUCAGCGUCAUCCCCACCAUCUGCUUUGGUUUCCAAUGCCACGAGGCGUCCAUCGCCAUCUACAGCAGCAUGGAGAACCAGCGGCUCUCUCAUUGGGUCUUCAUCUCUGUGGUCUCCAUGGUCUUCUGUCUUGUCAUCUACUCCCUCAUAGGGGUUUAUGGGUACAUGACAUUUGGUAAAGAAGUGAAGCCCGACAUUCUGAUGUCGUACACCAGCAAUGAUAUUAUGAUGCUCAUCGCCAGGCUGCUGUUCGGAGUCUCCAUCAUCACCAUCUUUCCCAUCAUCCUGCUGCUGGGCAGAUCAGUGAUCCAGGACCCCUUGCUGAGCUGGCGCCGGAGACGUGACGGCAUGGUGACGGCGGAGUUUGAAAGCAGCAGCCGCUAUGUGCUGACAGUCCUGUGGAUAACAGUGACACUGCUCAUCGCCACGUUUGUACCAGACAUCAGCAAGGUCGUCAGUGUCAUCGGAGGGAUCAGCGCCUUUUUCAUCUUCAUCUUCCCGGGACUCUGUCUGAUGUUUGCCAUGCAGUCUGAGCCAGUCUCCUGUAAGACGAGAGUCAUCCUCACAGUUUGGGGAGUGGUGACCCUGAUCUGCGGAGCGUUCAUCUUCGGCCAGAGCACCACCAUCGCUGUCAUGCAGGUCCUCAGAAAGAUCUGACUGUUAACUCCUCACUGAUCCAAGGUUUUUUUUCAUGGAGACAUUGACUUAUACUCUUCCUUUUCCCCUCCCCGAAAGAGCCCAUGGUGAACUAUGACCGCCAUGGGCUCUUUAAAAAUGGACAUGACCCCUGAACAAUCAAGAGCCCCUCAAAACCUGCAACUUAUGGCAUUUACUACAAUGGACUAAACCCAGUAAACAAAAAAACUCCCUCCUUCAGUGUAGAGUAUGUUACUUUUAUUUGGGUUAAUUGUUCUUAGUUGCAACCUGGUGCCAUACUGAGAUGAUCUGAUUGAAAUCCUCAGGUAUUUCUUCUGUUUGUUCUUCUGUAGUUGAUUUAGUCGUUGCUUUUAUAAGUGCAUAUUUGUGCAUAUCUUAUUAGACAUGCCUGUAUUUAGAAAACAUAUACAUACAGUCUCUGGGUAAGAUGAAGACCCUUAAACUGAUAGGGUGCUUUAAACAUGUUUGUCACUGUUUUUAUUUCUCAUAUUCUUGACCGUUAUAUUUCACUGUAAUUGUGGCCAAAAACCAGUUAGAACACUGUAGCAAUGUGAAAUUAAAACUUUGCCAAACAUGGUGCAGUAAACCAGGAAAGCUUAAACCAUUUGCAGUCUGCAUGCUACCACCAGACUAUGUGAUGAAGGAUGUCUGACUGGGGAAUAUUCACAAGACCUGUUGGUAUCCACUGUAGAGCCAUAUAAGACCGAGUUGACAGAGGUUGCUUGAGCAUGCCACAAGCCAAGGGAUGGGGAGGGAGGAUAUAGAUGUUUCUGUACAUGCAGAUGUAUAUUUGCAUGUGUAAAUAAGUCUUGUUAUCUUUUUGUAUGUUUAUUAAAGGAGCUGCAUUCUGAUAUUUGAUUAAUAUGUAACAUGUGUAAUGUAGUCAUGUUAACAGCGAAUAUUGAGCUAAUAUGAAGCCCCCUAAAGGUCAUGGCGAGAUUUUUUUUUUUGAGGACUGCUUUUGCAUUCCCUUGCAAUAAAUUUUGCGUUACUUCGCAAUACUACUUCCGUUCCUUCCUCCUCCUCCUUGUAAUGGAAGGUAGCGUGGAGAUUCUCAAGUUAAUGCAUUUAGCAUUGUUUAUGGACACCUCACCUUAGGCGAUGUCCAUUGCACUGGGUAGAAGCUGUAUGUGCCUCAAUUAUUGCACCGCACCACACCACAAGGCAACAGGCCUUCUACCAAAACCUGUUUCAGCAUUGAAGGUUAUUUUAAUUUGUUUUGUGCAAAAAGUUUUCCAACUUGCGUUAGUCUGCAUUCCUGAUGUAUCUAUUCCUGAUGUGUCUGAAGAAGAAUAGUAUUGCGAGGGAAUGCAAAAGUAGUCCUCAACAAAUUCUCGCUUUGACCUUUAGGUGGCUCUGUGAGUUAAUGAAAAGAUAAUUGAAUAAAAUAAUUUUUAUAUGAA
Molecule: messenger RNA, 2904 nt
Organism: Siniperca chuatsi (mandarin fish)
Lineage: Eukaryota; Metazoa; Chordata; Actinopteri; Centrarchiformes; Sinipercidae
Gene: slc38a8a
Product: solute carrier family 38 member 8a
Exons: 10
Coding region: 158-1501 (447 amino acids)
Biological process (GO): amino acid transmembrane transport
Molecular function (GO): amino acid transmembrane transporter activity
Source: RefSeq, a predicted model, not a curated record